Molecule: messenger RNA, 5997 nt
Organism: Marmota flaviventris (yellow-bellied marmot)
Lineage: Eukaryota; Metazoa; Chordata; Mammalia; Rodentia; Sciuridae
Source: RefSeq, a predicted model, not a curated record
AGCUGACCUGUCCUGGACGCAGCAUAACUAACGAAGCUGCUGCAGGAUGAGAAGAUGGCAGCGCGGCUGCUUGCACCACCAGGCCCUGAUAGUUUCAAGCCUUUCACCCCUGAGUCGCUGGCAAAUAUUGAGAGGCGCAUUGCUGAGAGCAAGCUCAAGAAACCACCAAAGGCCGAUGGCAGCCAUCGAGAAGACGAUGAAGACAGCAAGCCCAAGCCAAACAGUGACCUGGAAGCAGGGAAGAGUUUGCCUUUUAUCUACGGGGACAUCCCCCAAGGCCUGGUUGCGGUUCCCCUGGAGGACUUUGACCCAUACUAUUUGACGCAGAAAACCUUUGUAGUAUUAAACAGAGGGAAAACUCUCUUCAGAUUUAGUGCCACGCCUGCCUUGUACAUUUUAAGUCCUUUUAACCUGAUAAGAAGAAUAGCUAUUAAAAUUUUGAUACAUUCAGUAUUUAGCAUGAUCAUUAUGUGCACUAUUUUGACCAACUGUGUAUUCAUGACUUUUAGUAACCCUCCAGACUGGUCGAAGAAUGUGGAGUACACGUUCACAGGGAUUUAUACAUUUGAAUCACUAGUGAAAAUCAUUGCAAGAGGUUUCUGCAUAGAUGGCUUUACCUUUUUACGGGACCCAUGGAACUGGUUAGAUUUCAGUGUCAUCAUGAUGGCGUAUAUAACAGAGUUUGUAAACCUAGGCAAUGUUUCAGCUCUGCGCACUUUCAGGGUACUGAGGGCUUUGAAAACUAUUUCGGUAAUUCCAGGCCUGAAGACAAUUGUUGGCGCCCUCAUUCAGUCUGUGAAGAAGCUGUCAGAUGUGAUGAUCCUGACUGUGUUCUGCCUGAGUGUUUUCGCCCUGAUCGGACUGCAGCUGUUCAUGGGGAACCUGCGAAACAAGUGUGUCGUGUGGCCCAUAAACUUCAAUGAGAGCUAUCUUGAAAAUGGCACCAAAGGCUUUGAUUGGGAAGAGUAUAUCAACAAUAAAACAAAUUUUUACACGGUUCCUGGCAUGCUGGAACCUUUACUCUGUGGGAACAGUUCAGAUGCUGGGCAGUGCCCAGAAGGAUACCAGUGUAUGAAGGCAGGAAGGAACCCUAACUAUGGUUAUACAAGCUUUGACACUUUCAGCUGGGCCUUCUUGGCAUUGUUUCGCCUUAUGACCCAGGACUACUGGGAAAACUUGUAUCAGUUGACCUUAAGAGCAGCUGGAAAAACAUACAUGAUCUUCUUUGUCUUGGUCAUCUUUGUGGGCUCAUUCUAUCUGGUGAACUUGAUCUUGGCUGUGGUGGCCAUGGCUUAUGAAGAGCAGAAUCAGGCAACAUUGGAGGAGGCAGAACAAAAAGAGGCUGAGUUCAAAGCAAUGUUGGAGCAACUUAAGAAGCAACAGGAAGAGGCACAGGCUGCCGCAAUGGCCACUUCUGCAGGCACUGUUUCAGAAGAUGCCAUUGAGGAAGAAGGUGAAGAUGGGGUUGGCUCUCCUCGGAGUUCAUCCGAAAUUUCUAAACUCAGUUCAAAGAGCGCCAAGGAAAGACGUAAUAGGAGAAAGAAGAGGAAGCAAAAGGAACUCUCUGAGGGAGAAGAGAAAGGGGAUCCUGAGAAGGUAUUUAAGUCAGAGUCAGAAGAUGGUAUGAGGAAGAAGGGCUUUCGACUGCCAGACAACAGAAUCGGGAGGAAAUUCUCCAUUAUGAACCAGUCACUGCUCAGCAUCCCAGGCUCACCCUUCCUCUCCCGCCACAACAGCAAAAGCAGCAUCUUCAGCUUCCGGGGCCCUGGGCGGUUCCGAGACCCAGGUUCGGAGAACGAGUUUGCAGACGACGAGCACAGCACCGUGGAGGAGAGCGAAGGCCGCAGGGACUCGCUGUUCAUCCCCAUCCGGGCCCGGGAGCGUCGCAGCAGCUACAGCGGCUACAGCGGCUACAGCCAGGGCAGCCGCUCCUCGCGCAUCUUCCCCAGUCUGCGGCGCAGCGUGAAGCGCAACAGCACCGUGGACUGCAAUGGCGUGGUGUCGCUCAUCGGCGGGCCGGGCUCCCACAUUGGCGGGCGGCUACUGCCAGAGGCAACAACUGAGGUGGAAAUUAAGAAAAAAGGCCCUGGAUCUCUUUUAGUGUCCAUGGACCAACUGGCCUCCUAUGGACGGAAGGACAGAAUCAACAGUAUAAUGAGUGUUGUUACAAAUACACUAGUAGAAGAGCUGGAAGAGUCUCAGAGAAAGUGUCCACCAUGCUGGUAUAAAUUUGCCAAUACUUUUCUCAUCUGGGAGUGCCACCCCUACUGGAUAAAACUCAAAGAGAUUGUGAACUUGAUUGUUAUGGACCCUUUUGUGGACUUAGCCAUCACCAUCUGCAUUGUUCUAAAUACGCUCUUUAUGGCAAUGGAGCACCAUCCUAUGACGCCACAGUUUGAGCACGUCUUGGCUGUAGGAAAUCUGGUUUUCACUGGAAUUUUCACAGCGGAAAUGUUCCUGAAGCUCAUAGCCAUGGAUCCCUACUAUUAUUUCCAAGAAGGUUGGAACAUUUUUGACGGAUUUAUUGUCUCCCUCAGUUUAAUGGAACUGGGUCUAGCAGACGUGGAGGGGCUUUCGGUGCUGCGAUCUUUCCGAUUGCUCCGAGUCUUCAAAUUGGCCAAAUCCUGGCCCACCCUGAACAUGCUGAUCAAGAUUAUUGGAAAUUCAGUGGGUGCCUUGGGCAACCUGACCCUGGUGCUGGCCAUUAUUGUCUUCAUCUUUGCCGUGGUGGGAAUGCAGCUCUUUGGGAAAAGCUACAAAGAAUGUGUCUGCAAGAUCAACCAGGACUGUGAACUCCCUCGCUGGCACAUGCAUGACUUUUUCCAUUCCUUCCUCAUUGUCUUUCGAGUGUUAUGCGGGGAAUGGAUUGAGACCAUGUGGGACUGCAUGGAGGUGGCAGGCCAGGCCAUGUGCCUCAUUGUUUUUAUGAUGGUCAUGGUUAUUGGCAACUUGGUGGUGCUGAACCUCUUUCUGGCCCUGCUUCUGAGUUCCUUCAGUGCAGACAACCUGGCAGCCACAGAUGAUGAUGGAGAAAUGAAUAACCUACAGAUCUCAGUAAUUCGCAUCAAGAAGGGUGUGGCUUGGACCAAAGUAAAAGUGCAUGCCUUCAUGCAGGCUCAUUUUAAGCAGCGUGAGGCAGAUGAAGUGAAACCACUGGAUGAGUUAUAUGAAAAGAAGGCCAACUGCAUUGCCAACCAUACGGGUGCAGACAUCCACCGGAAUGGUGACUUCCAGAAGAAUGGCAAUGGUACAACCAGUGGCAUUGGCAGCAGCGUGGAGAAGUAUAUCAUUGAUGAGGACCACAUGUCCUUCAUCAACAACCCCAACUUGACUGUACGGGUGCCUAUUGCUGUAGGCGAGUCUGACUUUGAGAACCUCAACACAGAAGAUGUUAGCAGCGAGUCAGAUCCUGAAGGCAGCAAAGAUAAACUGGAUGAUACUAGCUCCUCAGAAGGAAGCACCAUCGAUAUCAAGCCAGAAGUAGAAGAAGUCCCUGUGGAACAGCCUGAGGAAUACUUGGAUCCAGAUGCCUGCUUCACCGAAGGUUGUGUCCAGCGGUUCAAGUGCUGCCAAGUCAACAUUGAGGAAGGGCUAGGCAAGUCUUGGUGGAUCCUGCGGAAAACCUGCUUCCUCAUCGUGGAGCACAAUUGGUUUGAGACCUUCAUCAUCUUCAUGAUUCUGCUCAGCAGUGGUGCCCUGGCCUUUGAGGACAUUUACAUUGAGCAGAGGAAGACCAUCCGAACCAUCCUGGAAUACGCUGACAAAGUCUUCACCUACAUCUUCAUCCUGGAGAUGUUGCUCAAGUGGACGGCCUAUGGCUUCGUGAAGUUCUUCACCAAUGCCUGGUGCUGGCUGGACUUCCUCAUCGUGGCUGUCUCUUUAGUCAGCCUUAUAGCUAAUGCCCUGGGCUACUCGGAACUAGGUGCCAUAAAGUCCCUUAGGACCCUAAGAGCUUUGAGACCCUUAAGAGCCUUAUCACGAUUUGAAGGGAUGAGGGUGGUGGUGAAUGCCUUGGUGGGCGCCAUCCCCUCCAUCAUGAAUGUGCUGCUGGUGUGUCUCAUCUUCUGGCUGAUUUUCAGCAUCAUGGGAGUUAACCUGUUUGCGGGGAAAUACCACUACUGCUUUAAUGAGACUUCUGAAAUCCGAUUUGAAAUCGAAGAUGUCAACAAUAAAACUGAAUGUGAAAAGCUCAUGGAGGGGAACAACACAGAGAUCAGGUGGAAGAACGUGAAGAUCAAUUUUGACAACGUGGGGGCAGGAUAUCUGGCCCUUCUUCAAGUAGCAACCUUCAAAGGCUGGAUGGACAUCAUGUAUGCAGCUGUAGAUUCCCGAAAGCCUGAUGAACAGCCUAAGUAUGAGGACAACAUCUACAUGUACAUCUACUUUGUCAUCUUCAUCAUCUUCGGCUCCUUCUUCACCCUGAAUCUGUUCAUUGGUGUCAUCAUUGAUAACUUCAAUCAACAAAAGAAAAAGUUUGGAGGUCAGGAUAUCUUCAUGACUGAGGAACAGAAGAAGUACUACAAUGCCAUGAAAAAGCUGGGCUCAAAGAAACCACAGAAACCCAUUCCCCGCCCCUUGAACAAAAUCCAAGGUAUCGUCUUUGAUUUUGUCACUCAACAAGCCUUUGACAUUGUUAUCAUGAUGCUCAUCUGCCUUAAUAUGGUGACAAUGAUGGUGGAGACAGAUACUCAGAGCAAACAGAUGGAGAACAUUCUCUACUGGAUUAAUCUGGUCUUCGUCAUCUUCUUCACCUGUGAGUGUGUGCUCAAAAUGUUUGCCUUGAGGCACUACUACUUCACCAUUGGCUGGAACAUCUUCGACUUCGUGGUGGUCAUCCUGUCCAUUGUGGGAAUGUUCCUGGCUGAUAUCAUUGAGAAAUACUUUGUUUCCCCAACCCUGUUCCGAGUCAUCCGAUUGGCCCGUAUUGGGCGUAUUUUGCGUCUGAUCAAAGGCGCCAAAGGGAUUCGUACCCUGCUCUUUGCCUUAAUGAUGUCCUUGCCUGCCCUGUUCAACAUUGGUCUUCUGCUCUUCCUGGUCAUGUUCAUCUUCUCCAUCUUUGGGAUGUCCAAUUUUGCAUAUGUGAAGCACGAGGCUGGUAUUGAUGACAUGUUCAACUUUGAGACAUUUGGCAACAGCAUGAUCUGCCUGUUUCAGAUCACAACCUCAGCUGGUUGGGAUGGCCUGCUGCUGCCCAUCCUAAACCGCCCCCCUGACUGUAGCCUAGACAAGGAACAUCCAGGGAGUGGCUUUAAGGGUGACUGCGGGAACCCCUCAGUGGGCAUCUUCUUCUUUGUAAGCUACAUCAUCAUCUCCUUUCUCAUUGUUGUGAACAUGUACAUUGCUAUAAUCUUAGAGAACUUCAGCGUAGCCACAGAAGAAAGUGCAGACCCUCUGAGUGAGGAUGACUUUGAGACCUUCUAUGAGAUCUGGGAGAAGUUUGAUCCCGAUGCCACCCAAUUCAUCGAGUACUGUAAGCUGGCAGACUUUGCAGAUGCCUUGGAGCAUCCUCUCCGAGUGCCCAAGCCCAACACCAUUGAGCUCAUUGCCAUGGAUCUGCCAAUGGUGAGCGGGGAUCGCAUCCACUGUUUGGACAUCCUUUUUGCCUUCACCAAGCGGGUCCUGGGAGAUAGCGGGGAGUUGGACAUCCUGCGGCAGCAGAUGGAGGAGAGGUUCGUGGCAUCCAAUCCUUCCAAAGUGUCUUACGAGCCAAUCACUACCACACUGCGGCGCAAGCAGGAGGAGGUGUCUGCAGUGGUCCUUCAGCGCGCCUACCGGGGACAUUUGGCAAGGCGGGGCUUCAUCUGCAAAAAGAUGACUUCCAAUAAGCUUGAGAAUGGAGGUACGCACCGGGAGAAAAAGGAGAGCACCCCCUCCACAGCCUCCCUCCCAUCCUAUGACAGUGUAACUAAACCUGACAAAGAGAAACAGCAGCGGGCAGAGGAAGGAAGAAGGGAAAGAGCCAAAAGACAAAAAGAGGUCAGAGAAUCCAAAUGUUAG